AUGUCACAUAAAUGGGAAAAAACGAAAACAGAAUUUAGCGAGCACAGAAAAGUGGUACAUUCAACAAAGACCGAUGGUGAGCCAGCGAUGGCUGAACUGUGUCCUCUCUGUCCAUGUAAAUGUAUCGAAUUGCGUACACACCUUGCUGAGGAGCAUAAAAUAGCGGAAGAAGCAAUUGAGCGGCUGCUUUUGAAUACCGCGUCAUCAAGUCUGCUCAACGAUUCAGCAUCUGAUAAGAGUCUCAAUUUGGUGGGACUAGUGUUGCUUGAGAUUUCACAUUUAUUUCCAGUAUUGGUGCCAGGCGUUAGCGUUGUAUUACUUGACUAG
Brugia pahangi is the source of this 327-nucleotide messenger RNA. The record is from the annotation of a GenBank genome assembly. Lineage: Eukaryota; Metazoa; Nematoda; Chromadorea; Rhabditida; Onchocercidae.